This is a messenger RNA of Bactrocera oleae (olive fruit fly), 805 nucleotides long. RefSeq names its product tetranectin-like protein. Gene Ontology annotation, molecular function: carbohydrate binding. NCBI's taxonomy places the organism in Eukaryota, Metazoa, Arthropoda, Insecta, Diptera, Tephritidae. The record is from RefSeq and is a predicted model, not a curated record. Gene Ontology annotation, cellular component: external side of plasma membrane. Gene Ontology annotation, biological process: biological process involved in interspecies interaction between organisms.
ACUUUCCUUCCAAUAGUCUUUUAACGCACUUAAAACGCCUGAAAAGAGCUAUAAAAGCCAACAGUUCUACACCUAAAUUAAGCAACGACAGUUUACUUCUUACUUGUUUUCACAAAAACAUAAUAUUUUAUGCACAAAAUGCUAAAACACAUUUUAGUUUUGUUUUUUCUUUGUUUUGUGACACAAAAUUUGUUCGCCGAUAACAGCUCCCAGGAUUUAAAUGCCGAUCUAAUAUUUCCAAACUUCUCCAUACAAGCUCUGGAUGAGUCCUACAGUUAUCGUGCUUUUCCAGGUCUUCUACGUGAUAAAACGUUUGUUGUUGUUGCCUAUAUUAAGGCAAAUUGGUUUAAAGCUCAUGAGAUUUGCGGUUAUCAAGGACUGUCAUUGGCCAGCAUCAAUACGAAAGCAGAGAAUGAUUUGUUGGAGAAAUAUUUGUCGAAUACUGGUCUCGCAUCAAACAAUGAGGAAUUUUGGCUCUCCGGUUCAAAACUUGCAGACAACAGACGAUGGGUUUGGUUAAGCAUUGGUCGCCCUAUUACUUAUAAUAGAUGGGCGUUUGGUAAACCGUUUGAAAUUCGACGUAAAAGAAGUUGUCUCUCGUUAUUGGGGAAUGGUCAGUGGAGUAAUGAUCGUUGCGAUGAUGAAAAAUAUUUCAUUUGCGAGACUCGCUGUCCGCUGACUAGUUAUGAUACACCGAUUUUUUUACAAAAGUAAUAUAGUGUUUGUAUGAAAUUUUUUAUUGUUUUUAUUGUAAUUUAUGAAGUAAGUAAUAAAGUUGUUUGAUAUAGGCUUUGGUGUUUAAGAA